CAGCUCUGCAACAUAUCUGCGCCGUCUACUGCCUCCAAUUGCUCGCCAUGCCUGAAACAAAGGACAAAUCCAAGGUUCAUAAGCUAUCGAUCCGAGGAUCGGCAAAGCUGGUAUCCGAAUUUUUUGAAUACUCGAUCAAUUCAAUCUUGUUCCAGCGCGGUGUCUACCCUCCCGAGGACUUUACAACUGUCAAGAAAUAUGGCCUCAACAUGCUCGUAUCCGCGGAUGACCAGGUCAAGGCAUAUAUUAAGAAGAUCAUGUCACAGCUGAAUAAAUGGAUGGCCGGUGGAAAAAUCUCGAAGCUCGUGGUCGUCAUUACCGACAAGGAGACUGGGGAACAUGUGGAGCGCUGGCAGUUUGACGUGGAGAUCUUUGGCAAAAGCUCCAAGAGCCAGAGUUCCCGCAAGGCCGGUGAUAAAGAGAAUGCUGCUCCUGGAGACGGCGACAGCCCAGCCCCCGAGCCCGUUGAAAAGACGGAGAAGGAAAUUCAAGAAGAGAUUCAAGCCAUUUUCCGCCAAAUUACUGCCUCUGUCACCUUCCUCCCCGUUCUUGAUGGCGAUUGCACUUUCAACGUCCUGGUCUACGCGGACGCUGACUCGGAUGUCCCCGUGGAAUGGGGUGACAGUGAUGCCAAGGAGAUCAAGAACGCCGAGAAAGUCCAGCUGCGCAGCUUCAGCACCAAUAACCACCGUGUUGGCACGCUUGUCAGCUACCGACUGGCGGAUUAGAUGGCAGGUGCUGGGUGGCGUUUCAUGACCCGAUACGAGGGAUACAGCUUGCAUAGGCGUUUUGGGGGGUCAGGAUUGGUUAUUUCAUAUUUCAACAUGUACAGGUGUCACCUAAUGAAUGCUGCAUUACUUUAUAUGUCACAUUGGGGAUCGCUUUCAUGGCGGAUGCCCAUAGUACCAGGGUAGUUUUUCUAUGUUCGGAAACCAUUCGUUUCCCUCUCCCCCAUCCCAUGAGACCAAUUGCUCCACAACGGGUUCGAACAUCCCGUUGAGACAGAGUUCGCGGGCCAUGCCCGGUAUCCAUCCACGGACGAUGCGUUUGCCGGCCAGGUUCUGGCUGACGCCAUACAAAUCGUGUCUCCAUACUCCGAUUCCCCGGAAGGAUUCGCCCUGGAUCAAAGAUUCUUUGGGAGUAACCUCCUCAGGGGGAUCAAUCCCAAUAACGGAUACUCUUGGGAUGUACACGACUUGCUCAGUGGUAGAGCGAGGCAGUAAACCCAUGGCCGGGAAGUGGCAUUCCAUAAAUCGGGCACGUUUGAACUCGUGGGUCACGACGGUGACUCGUUUGGGGUAGACGCCCGCAUGAGAUCUAAACCGCAGUAACGAGAAUAACACGUUUUGAUAAGAGUCGGUUGCAUGACUCUCCGCAAGGACUCUAGACGGGUCGAUUGUAGAGAGACCCGGCUCGUGCUGGAAAUAGUUGUUGUCACGAACUAGGUUCUGGGAUCUCUUGUUAGCUCGUUAUUAACGUGCGGGAUUGAGUCGGUUUUACCAGGUA
This is a messenger RNA of Penicillium brasilianum, 1506 nucleotides long. NCBI's taxonomy places the organism in Eukaryota, Fungi, Ascomycota, Eurotiomycetes, Eurotiales, Aspergillaceae. The record is from the annotation of a GenBank genome assembly.